CAGAUUUGCAGGACCUGGGUUCGGAGGACAGACGCAGGUUUCCACCAGGGGGCGAGAGGACUCUGCGCUAUUUUACUACGUCCACCAGGUGGCGCUGCCUCCCGCCUCUGGUCCUCCAAGGUUGGGGAGCCGGCCUGCGGAUUCGCCUCUACUGAUUGGGAGAGCCACAGCUAAACUAUUUGCAUAACCUUGAAAGGGCCAUGCUGAGUGGUUGAGGUAUAGAAGCAGAAGCUGAAACGAGCCCUCUCAUUGGCCUAAAUUUCCCCCCUGCGUCCACAUCCCGGUCAGAUUGGGCCCGGAGGUCAGUCGGAAGCCUCCGGCUAGUGGCGAGACCGGGACCUUAGUCCGCGUAUUAGGCGCUGCAGGGAGUUGGAAAUGUGCGUCUAGAGAGGGACAGCGGCUCUUGGCACCUGCCUCCACCCACCCACCGAGGUCCUAUCCGCCCGCCUUGGCCCCCACCCGUGCUGCCCUGGGGUAGGAAAAGGAGUCUCAGCUGCAGCUUCUGACCUCCCGGGGCACCUGACUCGGGUGUAGAGCUUAGUUUUCCCCUCUGGAAAGUGGACCAGUGGCUUACAGAGGUGUGUGCCAGGGUGGACCGUGGAGGUCUGCUCAUACAGAAGCUUGUUCUUGUAGAGUCGCUCAAAAGUAGGUCCCCAAGGUUCAGAGGCCUGCGGUAUGGGUACCGAGAAUGAAAGCCCAGAACCGGACUGCCAGAAACAGUUCCAGGCCGCAGUCAGUGUCAUUCAGAACCUGCCUAAGAAUGGCUCUUACCGCCCCUCCUACGAAGAGAUGCUGAGAUUCUAUAGCUACUACAAGCAAGCUACCAUGGGGCCCUGCCUCGUCCCCCGGCCUGGGUUCUGGGACCCAAUAGGACGAUAUAAGUGGGAUGCCUGGAACAGCCUGGGCAAGAUGAGCAGGGAGGAGGCCAUGUCUGCCUACAUCACUGAGAUGAAGCUGGUGGCACAGAAGGUGAUCGACACGGUGCCCCUGGGCGAGGUGGCAGAGGACAUGUUUGCUUACUUCGAGCCCCUGUACCAGGUGAUCCCUGAUAUGCCGAGGCCCCCGGAAACCUUCCUGAGAAGGGUCACAGCAGGUUGGAAAGAGCAGGCACUGAAUGGAGAUGCCAGGGCUGCCCCAGAGCUUCCCUGCCCCCCCAGGGAACCAGCACUCCCAAAUCCAGCCCCCAUCUUGUCACCAGUGUCACCUAUCCCCUCCCCAGAGUCCCAGCCACCUAGGGACCUGGACUCCGAGGUUUUCUGUGAUUCCCUGGAGCAGCUGGAACCUGAGCUGCAGGUCUGGACAGAGCAGAAGGGAGCCCCUGGAGGAGAGCCUGACACCAGAAACAGCGCCCUGCUCCCCGCAGAGAAAGAGGGCAGCCCGCUGGGGCCCCAGGAAUUGGACACGUGGCUGGUGGGGACAGUUCGGGCGCUGCAGGAGAGCAUGCGGGAUGUCCAGGGUAGACUGCAGAACCUGGAGAGCCUGCCCAGCGUCGUCGAGCAGGCCUGAAAACGCUUCAUCGUUCAGAGAAAGCCAAGAAGACACCUCCCCCACGCAUCCUGUCCAUAAUUCCCAACUCCUGAGCAGCUUGGCUCAAAAGAUCCUACCAGGAUUUUCUUCACUUGCCAUUUUGGCUCACUGUGGUUUAAUGGUUUCUCUACACUGUCCAUGAGCAGCAGAGAUGACAUUUCAUUCAUCAUAGAUUCUCCUAACAAGUGUUUGCUAAAUGAAGAAAUGAGGGCCUUAGACUGAAGCUGUUGGAAAUGGAAAUGGAAAAUGGGGGUCACAGAGACCUUCGUUCUAGCAAGAAGUGCCCCUUAGUUGUCAUGUAACCUUGGACAAGUCACUUCAUUUCUCUGAGUCCUAGAGACUUCUUACCUCUAAAACGGAGACAAUCAUCCCUACCCUAACUCAUUGGUCUGUGGUGGGGUCAAGUGGUUCUGUGUGCAAAAACAAUGUUAUAUGUCGAACGUAAGACACUGCUAUUAAGGAAGAAAUAAUAAGAAUAGGUCACUGGGUGUGUGUCAAGAGGGAGAUGCUGUGAUUACGCUGACAUUUUAGGCCUAAACGAUUAGAGCGGCUAGUUUGGGCUACUCCAGGGCCCUGUCCUCUGGGCCGGAGCCUGGAAUCUGGAGAAUUUUCUCGAGACUGUGUCACCCUCCCUCCCCCAUGAAUCUAUCCCAGUCCUGGGCCAGAACCCCCCUGUCCCCAUUUCCAGGCAAGACCUCCUCCUUGGGGAAGACUCCGGCUCUGUUUCCUCCCAGUGCUGCCCAGCGCCCACUGAUGAGGAAGGGCCUCUGUGGAUGGUACCCCUUCUCUCUCGGGUAGCCACGGUUGAUUAUUUAAACUCAGGAUUAAUUUUGAGCUCUAUCCCUCCCCCGCAAUCGAGGUCCACCAACUGGCCCGACUGCCUUGUCAGGCCUCAGGAAAUGUUCCCGGUCGGCUCGGAAGUGAAGAGAUCAAGUCGGCCCCAGGAGGCCAUUUUUGUUUGACAGAAGCCAAGGCUGAGGCCCGGGGGCUAGGCCUUCCCGCCCCGGG
Messenger RNA from Prionailurus viverrinus (fishing cat), 2535 nucleotides. RefSeq names its product acyl-CoA binding domain containing 4 (gene ACBD4). The record is from RefSeq and is a predicted model, not a curated record. Bases 676 to 1506 code for a protein of 276 amino acids. Lineage: Eukaryota; Metazoa; Chordata; Mammalia; Carnivora; Felidae. Gene Ontology annotation, molecular function: fatty-acyl-CoA binding. Gene Ontology annotation, biological process: fatty acid metabolic process. The transcript is spliced from 10 exons.